Frieseomelitta varia is the source of this 444-nucleotide messenger RNA. RefSeq names its product small proline-rich protein 2B-like. The record is from RefSeq and is a predicted model, not a curated record. The transcript has 2 exons. Bases 1 to 444 code for a protein of 147 amino acids. Lineage: Eukaryota; Metazoa; Arthropoda; Insecta; Hymenoptera; Apidae.
AUGAAUUGUUGCAGUGUAACGCAAGGAGCAUGGAACGAUCUGGAGGAAAUGAAAUAUUUGCUUUGCGCCAUCGAGUGCUGCAAGUGCCCUAGUGUACUACCUCCACCGACGUGUUCUAUUAUACUACCACCGAGAAUCGAGGAACUGUGUCCUGUUGUUCCUCCCCAAAGACCCUGUUGUCCGCCUCCUCGUUGUCCACCAACUCCUUCUUGUCCACAAUCACGACCUUGUCCACCAUCUCCUCCUUGUUGUACGCCAUCGCCUCUUUGUUGCAAAAUACCUAUAGUUCCUGGUCCUGCUUGCUUCCCGCCAUCAAUAUGUGCUCCACUUCCAUCGAGAUCCUGUUGUCUACCUUCUCCAUUGCCUUGCUACCCAAGUGAGCUGUUCGCUCGACAUGUCAUUGUCAAUAAACCGACUGAUCUUGGCGAAUUGAAUCCUUACUAG